Molecule: messenger RNA, 389 nt
Organism: Ruditapes philippinarum (Manila clam)
Lineage: Eukaryota; Metazoa; Mollusca; Bivalvia; Venerida; Veneridae
Product: actophorin-like
Exons: 3
Biological process (GO): cell motility; actin filament severing; actin filament depolymerization
Cellular component (GO): actin cytoskeleton; actin cortical patch; cytoplasm
Molecular function (GO): actin filament binding
Source: RefSeq, a predicted model, not a curated record
AAUGGUGUUUUCUCUCCUUUGCAGUCAUCAGGAAUCAAAGUAAAGGAAGAAUGUAAGGACAGAUUUGAUGAACUCAAGAUAGGCCACAAACAUAGUUAUAUCAUCUAUAAAAUUGACAAGGAUUUGAAAAAUAUAGAAGUAGACUGUGUUGGCGCCCUUGGCGAGUCAUACGAUAGUUUCUGUGAAAAAUUAAUUGAAGCUGGUAAUAACAAAGAAGGGCGAUAUGCUGUUAUGGAUUGCGAAUAUGCGAAGGGUAAAGCUAGCAAACUUGUCUUCAUGAUGUGGCUCCCUGACAACCAGUUGGGAAUUAAACAAAAAAUGAAUCUACUCAUCUAGCAAGAAAGCACUGAGAGACAAGCUUCAGGGGAUCGGCAAGGAGAUGCAGUGUA